Triticum aestivum (bread wheat) is the source of this 2100-nucleotide messenger RNA. RefSeq lists its product as uncharacterized. The record is from RefSeq and is a predicted model, not a curated record. Lineage: Eukaryota; Viridiplantae; Streptophyta; Magnoliopsida; Poales; Poaceae. Bases 1498 to 1935 code for a protein of 145 amino acids. The transcript is spliced from 6 exons.
UUUUGAUCUGUGCCGUACCACUGUACCAACCCGCUGCUGCUUAUCCCAUCGCUGUCGUGUGCUGUCGAGUUAGCUUCUCAUGCCACUGCUGUAUGAUUUCGUAUGACGAGUGGAUUAGAGGAGAUGGGCGGAGAGGGAAAUUUUGGGAUGCAUGCCGUGCUAGGAUCUACUAUGCAGGAGGUAGGGCAGGAGCUGGUAGUAGGCCGCGUCGGUUCUCAGUCAAGUCCCAAAGGACGCAACAGCCCCUGGGAGAGUUUUUUCUUGCAAAUAACUGCGCCAAUAGAUGGGAUUCGCCCGAGACGGUGCUCUAAGGAAGAGUUUAGGCAUAACACCGGAUUAAGAGGUUUAACAAUCGGUCAUGGUUAACCUGACCAUAAAACUUCAGAAGCUAAUCCUACAAAGAUAACGAACUCGAUAAUGCAGGCUGGUCAUGAUUGUACUGAUCACUGAGUUAACUAUGUUUUUAGGAUUGGUUUCUUUUGUUUUAUCUUCUGGGCAAUCGUCGUUGCUAUGCCAUCAGGGUUGAAUAGGUUGACGACAACGCACUUGUUAUUGAUGAACACAAUGAUUAAAGAGAACCAACCUGCUUCUGUUCAUUUCUGCUACACCGUUUCUACUUGUUUGCGUGUAGAACCAUUCUUGAGCCUGAAUGGUACUACUUUUCUUGUUUUUUGUCUUUUUUGUUCUUAUGAAAAAUCUUUUGUUCAUUUUAUUAUAUACAUGCUAGAUCACACCUCACGAGGAUCACCUUUGAAUCAUGCUAAGUUACGAAGUUGGCAAUACCUUUGAAUCACCUUCGCCCCUCCCGCGUGCUGAACAUGUGCAGGUGGGCUUGUUGCUCCAUGUUCUGCAGCUGCAGGCGCAUCUUCAGUUUACUGCCUGUUUUUGCUAAGCAAUGUGCCAAUGGAAGCAUGCAUGGUUUGGCUAUAUGAAGUUCAUCAAAUCAUAAAAGAGUGAAUAGGUGUUGGCUUUAGAGUGCUAGCUCAUAUACUCUAGCAGGCGAAGCACGUACGUGCAAGCUAACUUCAACAAAGCAGACUAGUAGCUUAAUUGAUUCUUUGUUAGCUAGCAGUACUCGGAUGACUAACUGACUGUGUAUUUGUACUAGUAGCUAGCAGUACUCGGACUAGUAGCUAGCAGUACUCGGAUGACUAACUGACUGUGUAUUACAAUUGCUGGGUGCACUUAUGAUACACUUAGUGUGCCACCUCCAGAUGACCAACUGACUGUGUAUUUGUACUAGCACGUGCCGACGAAGCAGGAAAACAGAGUUGCGGAGAGCAGCAGCUCACCAUCGUGGUCAGGGACCGACCGUUCGAGAGUAGACCGCGGAGACGUGGAGUUCAGUCCAGGCAGUUCCUUUCACGUAGAUUUUGCUGGUUGUGGCAUUGCUUGAAUUUGGGUUAUUGGAUAGCUGGAGCUGCGUAGGAUUUCUUCUAAUUUACUACAGGAGACGAAGACCACGCUUCAUGAAUUCAGGGCACCCCCGAGGUGGUCAUGUGGGAUCCUCUCGAACAGCUCGUGCUCGCUAUCAACUUCGAUGGCAGGGUCACCCGCUCCAUCGGCCCCCUCUCCGGCGGGAUGUACUACUCGGAUUUCAUCCCCUACGUCAACUCAUACACAGAGAUCUACAUCUGGGUACAACUACAGUUGCAAAAUCAUCCAGCCAAAUUUUGGGAGGAUGGCAUAAAAGAUUACAUAACCCAUGCUUUUGAAAUCAUGGUAUUCUAUUUAUGCUCCAUUCCGAAAUCUAUUGUGCACUGCCAAGUCCAUGAGGCGAAGCGCUCACUGCUCGACUAUUUCUUUACUGAACUGGGAGCAACAAAGGAGAGUUAUGUGCUGAUUUUUUUGAAGAAGCUGGAAGUCCAAGACAACGACUUGCUUUAUAUGUUUGUUGUAAUGCCGUAUUUUCUGGGAAUUUGGAUGUACUGUUGAUCUUGCUGAGAAUUUGGUGUAUAUUUGCUUGCUGAACUUAUUAUUCAAAUGCUAGAAUAUAUGUACAAAUCCUUGGAAUUUUAUUGUAUGUAUUUUAGAAAUGUAUUCUUGGAUUGAAAGUGGUCAAAAACAGAAUAUAUUGGUAUUGAAUUUGGGUUGAUUCUA